UAUGAAGAGAUUAUUGAGGAAUGCUCAAAUUUUGUAAAAAUAAUCACGAUAUUAUCAUCAUGAUCCAGCCAGUAGGGCAUUAGUAGGUAAAGAUUGAAUUUUAUAUAAAUCAGGAUCACCUUAAGAGAUUGCUCCUCCUAUACACUUCAAAUUAUAUUAUCUCCCAGACAAUGUGGCCAAGACUGGCUAAGGUAUGGGACAUCCUCAUUAUAGUGCCUAUUAAAUGGAAGGUAUCACCACUUAUGAUAAUUGGGAAUACAAGUAGAUUAUUAAAUUGAUCUAGAUAUUAUGGUCAAUGGUGGCAUAUAGGAUCUGUCUUCUGGAAUUCAUUGAUGUUAUUCUAUCCUUUAUUAUUAUGGUUUGUUAUUGAGUAGAGUGAGGUAUUUGAAUAAACAUAUAUUCAUUUUAGCAAGAAGCACUUCUGGUGAAGGAUGACAUUUUUAAGAAAUAUUUCAAUGAAGCAGGAGGAUUCUAUUAAUAUACCUUCAUAGGUCCAGAAACCACUUUAAAUUAUUGAA
Paramecium pentaurelia is the source of this 518-nucleotide messenger RNA. The record is from the annotation of a GenBank genome assembly. NCBI's taxonomy places the organism in Eukaryota, Ciliophora, Oligohymenophorea, Peniculida, Parameciidae.